UCUAGAAACCUAUUUACGAUUAAGUGUUAUAAUGGCAGCCGAAAAUGUUCAAUUUAGUCAAAUUGUUACUUCCACUGGUAGAACGGAAUACAAAACUCAAUUCGGGAGAGGGAAAGUGCUUACCUAUAAAAAGUCCGCUAGAGGACUCCUUUAUUUAGACUUGGCUGCGUCAAAUGGAUCUAUGAAGCUGAAUUUAGGGCUGAACGAGCUGGAUGAUCUGUUUACACUGUGGGGGCACCUAGAGUCCCUAACGGCAUACUUUCCACAGCCGCUCUCCCAGCCACAGGUGCAGGUGGUUCCUAAAGAAAAUGUAGCGCCGGUUUAUGCACCGCCACCACCACCAACACCUUCCGCACCUCUAACAAUAAUAUAUGAAAACGAGACGUCAACUACCACUCCACUUCAAACUAUAACAGACCCGAUGUGGAGCAAAGGAAAUAUGAUUCCGGUGAGGGUGGCCGCAAAGAGACCGGUACGGGAAGAAUUACACCCACCGUGGUCUGGGAAGACCAGAAAAUAUGAACAAAUUUCCCCUGUGAAAAACAAUUUAUAUGAUCUCUCUGACACUCAUUCAAUGUGGUGUUUAUAGGAAUAACAUUUAUAAAUUUCAUUAUGGACAUAUAUGCAAACAGACUGA
Messenger RNA from Mytilus trossulus (common blue mussel), 637 nucleotides. RefSeq lists its product as uncharacterized. Lineage: Eukaryota; Metazoa; Mollusca; Bivalvia; Mytilida; Mytilidae. The transcript is spliced from 3 exons. The coding region runs from base 32 to 589 and encodes 185 amino acids. The record is from RefSeq and is a predicted model, not a curated record.